This is a messenger RNA of Oryza brachyantha (malo sina), 2292 nucleotides long. RefSeq names its product pentatricopeptide repeat-containing protein At4g15720-like. Gene Ontology annotation, biological process: RNA modification. Gene Ontology annotation, molecular function: zinc ion binding; protein binding; RNA binding. The record is from RefSeq and is a predicted model, not a curated record. Lineage: Eukaryota; Viridiplantae; Streptophyta; Magnoliopsida; Poales; Poaceae.
UCAAAAGAAAAAUAAUUAGUAUUUAAUUACAUGAAAAGAAACAUAAUUAAAUUAUGGUUUAAUCAUGACUACACAUAAUCCGCAAGGCUAUUAUUGUCAAUCUAUUUCGUAUUCUCUCUUUUAGGAGUUCUAAAGCAGACCAAGCUAGCCAAACAGUUUUGAUCUGCUCUCCGGCUCCCACAGGAGUAGCUCUCACUGGAGUUGGAGUUUGGAGCUAGGAUCUGGAGUUUAGAGCCCUACCAAACGGGCCCUAAUUUGUACGUAUAUAGUGAGAUGGAUUGAUCUGGUCGCCUUCUACCCUGCAAACAUGAGAGCUGAGCGAACUGGCCAACUAGGACCACCCCGUCCCUAGCAGUGGCGCUUCUUCUCCCUGGAAUGCCACAUCCAGGAUAGCGGCGCUCCGGCGUGAUCCCUCCCAAGCGUUUCUCCCCAGUCUCCAUGGUGGUGACAUCCAAAGCCGCUGCCACUGUCACGCUGAUGCCACUGUUGAUCCACCUUUGGGGUGCCUCCGACUUUGCUUCCGUGUCUGCUACCCAUGCCAAGCUCCUCAAGCUUGGGGCGGACACCACCAUCACCUCCAACCACCUUGUGGCGUACUGUCGCUGCGGUUCCAUCGCCCCCGCGCGCCAACUGUUCGAUAGAAUGCUUGAUCGGAACGUCGUCUCCUGGACGGCCCUCAUGUCUGGGUACACCAGCGCCGUCCUUCGUGCCAUGGUGCUCAAGGGCGUGGCCCCAAACGCCUUCACCUUCUCGAUAGCGGCUAGCGAUUGCGCGCACCUCGCUGACGCUAGCCUCGGGCGGCAGGUGCAUGCCUGCGCUGAGGUUGCGGGCUAUGCGUGUGACAACGUCGUCGCCACUACGCUCGUCGACAUGUACAGCAAGGUCACCAGCGUCCGGGACGCCCGCACCAUGUUCGACGCGAUGCCCACAACAGCAAAAAACAUAGUGUCCUGGGCCUCCAUGCUGUCUGUGUAUGCACAGAACGCGCUCGGGCACGACGCCAUCCAGCUCUUCGCCGAGUUUAGAACCAAUGGCGAAGAUAUGGCACCCAACCACUUCCUUCUGUCAAGCGUCGUGAGCGCGUGCGCGGGCGUCGGGCGGCUUGGCAUUGGCAAGUGUGUUCACGGCAUGGUCCUCCGCCAUGGGCAUGAAGACAAUGACGUGGUUGUAGUGGCUCUGGUUGAUAUGUACUCCAAAUGUGGCUGCUACGAGUACUCAAAGAAGGCGUUUGAUAAGAUCAAGCAGUCGUCGGUCAUCCCCUACACCUCCAUCAUCGUGGCGACUGCGAAAUACGGCCUCGGCAGAUGUGCCCUCGCUUUGUUUAGUGACAUGGUUGAUCGAGGUGUGCAGCCAAACAGUGUCACAUUGCUCGGCGUCUUGCACGCUUGCAGCCACUCAGGUCUAAUUGAAACAGGCCUCCAUCUCCUCCGCUCAAUGCGGAGCAAGUACGGCAUUGAUCCAUGUGCCAGCCACUACACUUGUGUUGUAGACAUGCUUGGUCGUGCAGGUCGUCUCGAGGAGGCAUUCGAGCUGGCCAACGAAAUGCGGGUUGAUGGCAAUGAUGCCCUCAUGCUAUGUUCACUGUUGUCAUCUUGUCGUAACCACAAGCGCCUAGACCUAGCAACCAGGGCUGGCAAGAAGGUAUUAGAAUUCAGCCAAGAUGUAGCCGGUGCACUAGUGGUCAUGUCGAACGCAUAUGCUUCAGCUGGACAAGCUGACAACGCUGCUGCAAUAUGGUCAAACAUGAGGCAACGUGGCAUUUGGAAGGAUCCUGGGUGUAGCUGGAUCGAGAUAAAGGACAUCCCAUAUGUGUUCUACGCCGGCUUGGCAUCAGCUGCCGGUGCAAGGGCUAGCGAGGUGAUGUUGUUGCUAGAUGAGUUGGAGACCAAGAUGAGGGAGAAGGGAUACAAGGGGAGAAUAGGCGGUGCUAAGGUCCUUGACGCUGAUGAAGAAGAGGAUGGAGAUUAUCAUGAUGAAUGCAAAGGUGUGAUGGUUGGAGUGCAUAGUGAGAUGCUGGCGCUAGGGCUUGGCUUGCUAGUGAUCCCCAAGGGGAUGGUCAUUAGGAUGAUGAAGAACCUGAGGAUGUGUUGUGGCUGCCAUGAGGCGUUCAAGCUCAUUAGUGGCAUUAUGGAGAGGGAGUUUGUGGUGAGGGAUCUCAAUAGGUUCCACCAUUUCAAGAUGGGGUCAUGUUCUUGCAACGACUACUGGUGAUUCAAUCCAAGUCUACAAUCAUUUGGUAAUUCAGUACUGCUCGAUGAGUGAGUAAUAGGUGGGCCCAACUUGCAUCGACUG